Gaeumannomyces tritici R3-111a-1 is the source of this 564-nucleotide messenger RNA. RefSeq lists its product as hypothetical. Bases 156 to 512 code for a protein of 118 amino acids. The record is from RefSeq and is a predicted model, not a curated record. NCBI's taxonomy places the organism in Eukaryota, Fungi, Ascomycota, Sordariomycetes, Magnaporthales, Magnaporthaceae. The transcript has 2 exons.
GACGACACCGAAACUGGGUUCCGGUUCACGCAGUACAAGGCCGCCUACUCCCUGGGCUACGAGAGGAUCGUUUAUCGCGUGGCGCGGCCGCGCCUUGUGUCUGUGAAUCAGGGCUAUGAUGUUGUCAUCCAGAUUCAAGCGCCCGUCGAGGUCGGAUGGGCCGGUCUCGCCUGGGGUGCUACAAUGAAGAACAGCCCCUUGACCGUGGUCUGGGCCAAUUGCAGCAACACUAUCAUCUCGUCGCGGUGGGUAUCGUCGCAUGCCCUCCCAACCUCUUACGAUGGCGCUAUAUACAGCGUGCUGGGGUCGGCAACGUUUGUCAACAAGACCCAUUGCCAGGUUACUGCCAAAUGCAGCGGCUGUACCUCCUGGACAGACCCCGACUUGGGCCUCAUCACCGUCACGCCCACAGGUUUCAACGAGUUCGCCUGGGCAUAUGCUAUAUAGCCGCCAAUGAAGCCAGGGGACAACACGUCGACGUUUGGGUUCCACGACGCGCACGGCAUUUUUGAGAAGGACCUGGCCGAAGCGGGGAACGAGGACUUCGAAGGAUUGGUGUCUCGG